CGAGAGUUGUGUUUCAUUCUAAGAGACACAAGAUGGAUACUUUUCCGUCUCUGUUUCUGUAUUCAUUGACAAUACAAAAUAGCAAUUAUGUGCAGAGCUCGUGCGUGGCAUCUUUAUCUGGAAAAAAGGUGCAAGAGAUUGUUAUAGCUACGGAAUCUCGGCUUUUGGUUUAUAAAGUGGAUCCAAAUGAUGGUCAAAUUAGCUGUAUUUUGAAUCAUAAUUGCUUUGGAAUCAUUAGAAAUGUCGCUCCCCUUCGUUUAACGGGCUUCAAACGCGAUUACUUGGUUGUAACUUCGGAUUCUGGACGGAUUACUAUUUUGCAGUAUGACCUUAGUGCUAAUAAACUGGUUCCUGUUUAUCAGGAAACAUUUGGAAAAUCGGGGAUUCGAAGAGUUGUUCCAGGAGAAUACUUGGCUGUUGAUGCCAAGGGUCGUGCAGCAAUGGUAGCUUCUGUUGAAAAAAAUAAAUUGGUUUAUGUGUUAAAUCGAGAUGCGGAAGCUGAUCUUACAAUAUCUUCUCCUCUUGAAGCUCACAAAGCAGGAAAUAUCUGCUUUAGUCUUGUGGGUUUGGAUACAGGGUAUGCGAACCCAAUAUUUGCAGCUAUAGAAGUUGACUACAGUGACAUGGAUCACGACCCCUCAGGUCAAGCUUAUGAGAAUGCAGAAAAGGUCUUGACGUAUUACGAACUAGACCUUGGACUUAACCAUGUCGUCAGGCGUUGGUCAAAGGUGGUUGAUCGUAGCUCUUAUAUGCUUCUUUCUGUGCCAGGAGGCAACGAUGGCCCAUCUGGUACUCUUGUAAUAUCCGAAGGAUGGAUUUCUUAUAGGCAUUUACAAAGAAGGUUUCAUCAGGUACCUAUAAUGCGUCGAAAAGGCAAUGAAUUGGAUGAGACAGUUACUCCGUGGACAGGAACAAAAUCCAAGAACAAAAGCCUACGAUAUCCUUUAAUUGUUUCCGCUGUAAUGCACAGAAUGAAGGGAUCGUUUUUCUACUUGCUUCAAACUCAUGAAGGUGAUUUAUUAAAACUUACCAUAGAGCAUGAUGGACAAGGCAAUGUAAGCGAGUUACGCCUGAAGUACUUUGAUACGAUACCUCUUUCCGUACAACUCAAUAUCUUAAAGACUGGUUUCUUAUUCAUUUCAUGUGAAGGUGGAAAUCAUCAAUUAUAUCAAUUUGAGAACCUUGGAUUGGAUGAUGGAGAGUUAGAGAUUUCUUCUCUGGAAUAUCCUGAUGAUUCUCUUAUCACCACUGGUAAGAAUGUAUUUUACCAAGUUCGUGGUUUACAGAAUUUGUCGUUAGUCGAUGAGGUUCCUUGUCUCUAUCCCGUAACAGAUUCAUCAGUAGUUAAGAGUCCUUCUUUAGAUGACCCAACUCAGAUAUACACAAUUUGCGGACGUGGUAAUGCUUCUUCUCUUCGUCGUUUAAAGCGUGGUUUGGAAACAACUGAAGUAGUUGCCUCAGAGAUCCCUGGUGCUCCUGUCGCUAUUUGGACUUUGAAGCUGUCCCGCAAUGAUAUGUAUGAUGCUUAUAUAAUUCUGUCAUUUACCAAUGGUACGUUAGUUUUAUCCAUCGGAGAAACCGUAGAAGAAGUGUCUGACAGUGGAUUGUUAUCCUCCGUUUCCACACUUAAUGUGCAUCAAAUGGGUCAAGAUUCCCUCCUUCAAGUUUAUCCUAAGGGUAUUCGACAUAUUCGUUCUAAUAAACAAGUAAGUGAAUGGAAACUGCCGGCUGAUUUAUUUAUCACCCAGUCGGCUAUUAAUGACACUCAAAUAGUAAUAGCUUUGAAUAAUGGUGAGCUUGUAUAUUUCGAAAUGAGUGAUGACAUUGAAGGUGGUCAGUUAAAUGAAUAUCAGGAAAGGAAAACGCUUACAGCGAAUGUCACUGCACUCGCUUUGGGACCUGUACCUGAAGGUUCGAAACGCAGUAAUUUUCUUUGUCUCGCUUGUGAUGACGCUACAGUACGAGUUCUAUCUCUAGAUCUUUACACGACCUUAGAAAGUUUGAGUGUUCAAGCAUUAAGCUCACCCGCUAGUUCAUUAUGCAUCAUUCCAAUGGUGGUUGGUGGGUAUUCUACUUUGUAUCUCCAUAUUGGUUUGAUGAAUGGUGUCUACCUUCGAACUGUCGUGGAUGUAACCUCUGGACAACUAUUAGAUACGCGUACUCGAUUUUUGGGUCCGAAGCCUGUUAAACUAUAUCCAGUUUCUAUAAAGGACCAAAAAACAGUACUCGCUGUUUCCACGAGAGCUUAUUUAGCUUAUUCUUUUCUACAAAAUCUGCAGCUUUCGCCCAUCUCUUAUUCGGCAAUUGAACAUAUUUCCUCGUUCGCUAGUGAGCAAUGCCCGCAAGGUAUUGUUGCUGUACAUCACAAUGUUUUGAAAAUUUUUACAAUUGACAGUCUGCAAGAUGAUUUGAAAUCAGAAAUAUAUCCGCUUAUGUGCACACCACGGAAAUUAGUGAAACACCCAGAACUUCCUAUUUUAUGUAUUUUGCAAAGUGAAAGGAAUUUCACUAGUUCCAAAAAUUAUCAGGACUUAGGAAGUCAUUCUUUGUCGUCUCGCGCGAAUAAGGACUUGAGUCCACUACAGGAAAUGGAAUGGUCAUCAUAUAUAUCUAUAUUUGAUUUAAGAUCUAAGCAAAUGAUUCACACUUGUAAACUGGGUGAUAAUGAAGCAGCUUUUUGUAUUGAAAUGGUGCAUUUCAAAUCGAAAGAUGAAUUAUUCAUAGUCACUGGCUCGGCAACGGAUGUUAAUCUGGAAACACGGGGUUGUUCACAUGGUAAUAUACGUGUGUAUCGACUUAAAGACGAGGGAAAUAGCCUUGAGUUAAUUAGUCAUACCGAAACAGACGACAUCCCCAUGUGCCUUCGCUCCUUUCAAGGAAGGAUGCUCGCUGGUGUAGGCAAAUACUUAAGAAUAUAUGAAUUGGGUAACAAGAAAGUUCUAAGGAAAUGUGAGACGGUUCCUGUUCCGCUUUUUAUAACCCGCUUAGACGUUCAAGGGAGCAGAAUUAUAGUUGGUGAUUCUCAGUGUUCUAUUAGAUAUGUAGUGUACAAGCAUGAUGAAAACCGCUUCGUCAUCUUUGCAGACGAUCCUGUUCAAAGGUGGUGCACGACGUCGACUAUGGUUGAUUAUGAUACGGUGGCAGGAGGUGACAAAUUUGGUAAUUUGUGGCUUUUAAGAUGUCCUGAGGAAGUGUCAAAGCUUUCUGAUGAAGAAAAUUCUGCAUCUAAGCUUCUGCACGAGAAAGCUUUUCUGAAUUCAACCCCUCACAAGUUGGAACUUUUGGCUCAUUUUUAUGCAAAUGAUAUACCUACAUCUAUGGAGAAGGUACAAUUGGUUGAAGGAGCAAGAGAAGUUUUGUUAUGGACUGGUCUUUUGGGAACGGUAGGUGUCUUCACCCCCUUUAUUAAUCAAGAAGACGUUAGAUUCUUUCAGCAAAUAGAAUUUUUUCUGCGAAAGGAAGUUCCAUUGCUAUCUGGUCGGGAUCAUUUAGCGUAUCGCAGCUACUAUGCACCUGUUAAAGGUGUAAUCGACGGAGAUUUAUGUGAAAUGUACUAUCAUCUUCCUCGCGAAAGGCAGGAAUUGAUUGCGAAUGAACUGGAUCGCACGGUCGCUGAGAUUUCAAAAAAAAUAGAAGAUUUUCGUGUACGUAGUUUUUAGGGAAUGGCUUAUGAAUGAAGAAAAAGAUUUUACGAUUUGAAUCAAAAAUUUUUGAUGCUAUGAACGAAUAAAGAUCUGAUAAUCAUCUCUCGUAUGCAGUUUUCGACACACCUAUCGUUAUUUAAGAAGAUAAGUUAUAUUUAUAAGCUUUAAAGUAAUAAUUUCCACGGUACUUCCGAUAUAGUUCACU
Molecule: messenger RNA, 3849 nt
Organism: Schizosaccharomyces cryophilus OY26
Lineage: Eukaryota; Fungi; Ascomycota; Schizosaccharomycetes; Schizosaccharomycetales; Schizosaccharomycetaceae
Product: U2 snRNP-associated protein Sap130
Exons: 1
Coding region: 33-3659 (1208 amino acids)
Biological process (GO): mRNA splicing, via spliceosome
Cellular component (GO): nucleus; U2 snRNP
Molecular function (GO): protein binding; U2 snRNA binding
Source: RefSeq, a predicted model, not a curated record